Orbicella faveolata is the source of this 2833-nucleotide messenger RNA. RefSeq lists its product as uncharacterized. The record is from RefSeq and is a predicted model, not a curated record. Gene Ontology annotation, biological process: regulation of transcription by RNA polymerase II. Gene Ontology annotation, molecular function: DNA-binding transcription factor activity, RNA polymerase II-specific; RNA polymerase II transcription regulatory region sequence-specific DNA binding. Lineage: Eukaryota; Metazoa; Cnidaria; Anthozoa; Scleractinia; Merulinidae.
AAUUACGGUGAAUUUUAUUCAUCGUGCACUCAACUUAUGAGCCUCAACAAAGUGUUUGCUUUGAUUUAAUUUCCAAGUGCCUUUUGAAAUUAGACUUCUUGAAGAGCCCACUUACAAACCAAAAUCUGUCGUCAAGGUUAUUGUAGGACUUCACUGAAUAGUCGAGAAGUAGUCGGCCGUUGUUAUUACCUAAGAAAUUAGCCUACCUUACACUAACUCGCGUGAAUCAACAUGAACUUCCCAAUAGCCUCAAAUAAUAUUUGCAAACAUAUACAUAAUGGAGUCUUCGCUUUGUGCGGCGUCAACGUACGGCGUAUGAUCGAAAACACUGUGCGAUGAGAGUUGGUGUAAGCUUCAGGAAAAGAAUAUAUGUUAAUUAUUAAUGCCGGGCCAAGGUUCUGCUGAUGUGAAUCUAGCCUUGCUGGAAAUUAGGACGUUAUCGUGCACUGUUGGGUAACAAAGAAAUUGUCACUUCUCCAAAAUUUAACGCUGCUGGAACAAAUGCACUACAUUCAUCGUAAGAGGAUUAUAUCAAACUUUUCAUCACAUUCUUAAAACAACAUUCUUUUCGGAUAAAACAUAUCGCCUAACCAUAUGGUAAGAGUAACUGAUUUGUUUACCUCAUUUUACUUACAGCCAGCUGAACAGCGAGAUUGAGACAUGGAGCGUCAUCCUUUCUCUAUUGAAAACAUUUUGAAAGAUACACGAGGUGCUGGCAGUAUUUUGAAAAUAGCACCGACUUCCGAAGCGUUGGCCCUGGCUGAGCGAAUGGCAGAUAUCAUAUUGAAGGUCAGCUGCAUGGAGGGAAGAAAGAUUCGACGCACACGGACCACCUUUAACCAGUUCCAGCUUGAGACCCUCGAGAGGACGUUUGCUAGAACUCAUUAUCCAGAUCUGAUGCUACGGGAGCAGUUAGCAGCCUACACCAGUCUGCCUGAAUCACGAAUCCAGGUGUGGUUCAAAAAUCGCCGCGCCAAGUAUCGUAAACUGAAAGGAUCCAAAGAAAGCGAAGACCAGGAAUCGGAGGACAGACCGGAAACGAAAACGAACGACACAAGGGAGGACACUGAUCUUAAGGAGGAGGAAGGGUCGGUCGUCGAGCACCGACCCCAACCUCAGCCGCCAAGCAAGAGACAGAAAGUCGACAGAGAUCUGGAUGAUCGUAGUACCGUAAUACCCGCACGCCCAACACCACUGAGCUCUGCAUACAUCUCAUCACCUUAUUCGCAGAGGUCUUUGCAGCUUGACCCAAGAUUAGCAUCAGGGUAUGGCAGCUCUUAUAUGCCUGACUGGGUUUAUUACGACAGUGUAAAUUACCACCAAUGUCCGCUGACCGCGCAACAACUAUAUCCAAACGUGGGACUUAUUCAUUGACUUUUACUCAAGAGAGGCUUUGCUGUAACAAAGAUUUAACAGGCAUUAAUUUAUUGUAAAUAGUAGAUGUGCGGUAUGCUACAAAUUUUUAAAAGGAAGCUACAAAGAAAAAAUAGGUCCAGUAGUGCAUGUCGGUUGAUGUAAGACGUAUUACAUGUGUUAAGGUAUCAUAGAGAGUUUCUAUAUAGCAUAAAAAUCAUGAUUCUUUAUAAUUGCAGAUUUUUGCAACUUCACCAUUACAGUAGUUAAUGUAUACUUUGUCAUGGUUUUGUUUAGUACUGUUAACUAUUUUGCUUUAUUUUGAAAGUAUACUUUUCUUUUUUUACCAAGAUGGCAUGCUUUUUCAUACUUUUUAAACUUUGCGUGCUUCAUGGCUCUUUGAGAUAUUGUUGUGUUCAGAUUAACUUACAUAUUACUUAAGCGUUAGUUACCGUUCCGAUGCAACAUACGUACUUCAAAAUAGCUUAUUAUCGCGAAUGACACACUUCCCUUGCUGUCGUCAAUUGGUGUCACGCAGCGCACAAAUUCCCAGCUACGAAACUUUCCCCAUCAUUCAAGAAAAACGAAAGCAUAAGACAUAAACAAACAAACAACAACAACAAAAAAAAAACCGCAAAUAAAUUGUGAUUAUAAUAAAUAAAAGUAGACAACAAUAGAACAACUGUAAAUACUUCAUCUAGUGUCACUAACACUUCAUCACUAACACCACAAUAAUACAAGCUCAUAACUCAUAGGAAAGGUCUUAUUUAUACUUAUUAAUACACAUAUUUGUAAUAUAUUUAAGCUUACACCAGUGCCUUUCGAAACUUACAUUCGUUUAUUAAAAUGUACGUGUAAUUGAUUUUUUGUUGAUCAUGCCAAUUUGUAAUAAAUGUAAACUAACCUUAAAACCCGUUACUAUGGUUAAGUAUGUGAAACGUUUCCCAGGGUAGAUGGGUAAUCCACAACGUCUCAGGUGAGGUUCAGUUGAUCACUCCCCUCUUGUUAUUUGAGGACGAAACGCUGAAACAACAAUUCAGACCCAGAAAGUGUAAAAUCCAGUCUGCGGAAUAUUGUGGUCGCGUUGUAUAUCUAAAGGUAUUUAUUGGGAGUCCAUUAUCUCGUUUACUGACACUCCCGGUUAAAGCCAAUGAUCUGCUAAUUCCAAAUCCAGUCCCAUCUGGUUACAAGCCUACUGCCACUCCCCAGUUUCAUUUCAUAACAAUGAGUGACAGGUAUUGAGUGGUUAGGGAAAGGACGCAGUGGCCUAAUGCUGGACUGGGGAUCGCGUGGUCCUGGUGUUACGGUCGAUUUCCGCCGCUCUCUCGAGUCUGUUCGGGGGUAGGAGCUAGGGCGCCUUUCGCGCGGCUGGUAAUCGAGCCUAUCCUGGUUCGUGCCCUGGCCGGGGUCGUUGCGUUGUGUUCUUGGCUAAGGCACUUAACUCUCACAGAGCCUCUCUCCACCCAGGUGCAUGAAAAGA